Molecule: messenger RNA, 4879 nt
Organism: Triplophysa rosa
Lineage: Eukaryota; Metazoa; Chordata; Actinopteri; Cypriniformes; Nemacheilidae
Gene: gal3st2
Product: galactose-3-O-sulfotransferase 2
Exons: 5
Coding region: 303-2300 (665 amino acids)
Biological process (GO): glycolipid biosynthetic process
Cellular component (GO): membrane
Molecular function (GO): galactosylceramide sulfotransferase activity
Source: RefSeq, a predicted model, not a curated record
GACUGGCAUGGAUUACGUCUGCUGUCAUUAGAAUUGACAUAAUUGCAGUGAGUUUGUGUCUCAAAUAAGCUCGAGACUUAAGGGGAGGUUUUGAAACUGCUCCUUAAACUAAAGGACUUCGUACAGCUGUAACGACUUGCUAAAAGCUACAUUUUUAAAAAUCGAUGUGUCGUUAGCGGGAGGAGUCCCGACAGUGGACCCGAGGGACGGACAGCAGUCUUUGCGAGUUCGGCGGAGGAGCCCGAAGGUCUAAGGUCCGUUGGGUGGAUAUCGGGGGUGUCGUCCCCGAUUAAGAGAGCGACAUGCUCCCAUCUCAUAGGACAGCUGGCCGCGAGAGGAGAGCAUUUCAGUGGCGGACCGCGUCACCGUGGACCACGUGCGUGAGGGUCGCAUGUUUCAGUCGCCUGCGCUUUAUGUGGUUCACUCUUAUGGUCCUGACACUCGUCUGUGUAGCGCUGCAGAUGUUGGGUGUGGUCCGACAGGCCAGGACCUCUAAGGUCUUGAAUUUUGUGAGUGAGCAGUUGGUCCGAAUGCCCGCAGAGAUCCAGGGGCCCAUGAAGCGCAAAGGCUGGGAAGACCUUUGGUCUGUCUCAGCAACUGUUGUUGAAGACCCAACAGACCAGCAUGCUUUAAACGAGGAUCUCACCUCUUUUCAUAUCCCUGUAUCAGAGGACGAAAGGGGACAAGCAAGCAAAAAGCAGGACACAUCUUCUCCCGAGCGCCUCGAAGACACUACCAAUAAUAUAGCAGAAGCAAACAAAUAUCCCCAAACCACCAAAGCAUCAGUACAGAAUCAACUCUGGCUUCACCAAGAAGUACCUAAACAAAUUUCAAACCUCAAGCAGCUGAAACGACCAGCUAACCUCAACGGUACAGCUAAAAGACCUGGACCAACAGGAGCCGAGUGUCAACCCAAAAAACACAUCGUCUUUCUCAAGACGCACAAGACUGCCAGCAGCACCAUACUGAACAUUCUCUAUCGAUAUGGGGACAGUCACAAUUUGACAUUUGCUUUACCACUGAACAUGCAGAGUCAGUUAUUCUACCCAGCAUUCUUUGCAACACACUUUGUGGAGGGCGUUAGGACACGCGGCGUGAAAGAAUUCCACAUCCUCUGCAAUCAUAUGAGGUUCAAUUCACAAGAGGUGAGAAAGUUGAUGCCUGAGGACACUUUCUACUUCUCCAUUCUCCGGGAUCCUACGGCAAUGAUGGAAUCUCUCUUUGUUUAUUACAAAGCAAUCCCAGCAUUCCGUUUGGUCAAAAGUUUAGAGGAGUUUCUGAACCAGGGUGUGCGGUACUUCAACGCUUCUGUGCCUAACAACCACUACGCACGUAACAUUCUCACCUUUGAUUUUGGUCUGAACAACACGGCACCUGAAAAAGAAACGGAGCUGGACCGACGUAGCGCCGAGGUCAUUGCUGCCGUGGAACGAGACUUUUCGCUCAUCCUCAUUUCGGAAUACUUCGAUGAAUCGAUGGUACUUCUACAACAUGCCCUCUGCUGGACGCUGGACGACGUUUUGUCUUUCCGCCUGAAUAGUCGCAGCGAACGCUCCCGACGCCCUUUGAACCCAGAAACCCCAGAGCGUGUAAAACGGUGGAAUUCGUUAGACUGGAGAUUGUACCAGCACUUUAAUGCCACUUUUUGGAAACACAUAGACUCUAAACUUGGGAGGACGAAGUUACAACAGGAGGUGGAACUUUUGAGAGAAAGGAGAAGGAAGCUCGAGGAAACGUGUCUCAGAGAUGGAGGGGCGGUAGAUCCUGCGCAGGUCCAGGAUUCGUCUCUGAAGCCAUUUCAGUACGGCGCAGCGGUUAUUCAAGGAUAUAACCUUCGUCUGGGGCUGAGUAACGAAACCAGUCAGCUUUGUCAGAAGCUGAUCACUCCUGAACUACAAUACACAUCAGUGCUGUACACAAAACAGUUCCCUCAGCUAGCAGCUGCACGUGCCGCCUUAGCAAAAAAGAUCGCAGGCCUUAGAAACGCCGCUAGCACGCGCAGAGCUGUUAAACGCAAUGUCGAUAAAUUAACCGAGAUGAAUGUGCACGCUGUGUUUACAAACAAUACCUCACGUGUGAACACACAUAUAGACGUAGGAGAUAAACACAGCUUUCACUUAAUACCACAGAACUCUAAUGUACACAGUGUUGCAAAACAGAAAAUAAGUAAAGACAUUUUAGGAAAGUCGCAUAAACAAAUCACAGAAAAACCUUCAGACACAAGCGUACGUAAGGAAGCGAAAGAUCAAGCUUUAUUAAGACCUUUAAUAAAACAGAACUCAGAACAGUCACAGCUGUGACUCCAAACUGUAGUGCUAUGAAGAACGCAUUAACAAUAUUAAGAUUAAGUUACAAUGCCUUAGGUCAAAAAUAAUAAUUGUCACAAAGCAACUUUACUAUUUUGUUUUUUAAAAGACAUUCAUUUACGUUUUUAUCCUUGAAAACCAAUGAUACCUGAUAUUUGGGUAAUUCAAAGAGUCGUAUAAAUAUAUUUCUAUUUCGUCUCUUAAAACAAAAGAGUGUGAUUAUAUUGUGUUGACAUGGUGUGAGACAAAAAUAAUCAGGUGUGAAUGUGUCAUAGAAUACAAAUAACUCGUCUUGUCUGUUUGGUUUACUUUCCAGAAAACACACUGUACUGUGCCUGAUUUUUAUGUUUUGAAAGAUGAAAAUGUUUAUGUUAAUGUUUUACACGAUUUAAUGUUAAACUUGUAUCUCCUCUUUGCCCCGCCUCUCUGAAAUGCACAGAUUUUUUACAAAGCUCAUGGCUCUGAAAAGCGAGGUGUCCUAUGAUUGGCCAGUUAACCAGUGCGUAGUGAUUGGUCGAAUACUGCAAGCGUGUGACGGAAAUGUAACGUCUCUUACCAUAUUUGGAACAUCAGGUUCCUCUUCAAUUGUACUGACAGGUACGCCCACCUUUCUUGCGUAUACAUUUGGGCGUUCUUAGUCAAAACAUACCACGAACUGACGUAGAUUUGUGGGGGUGUGGUUACACGAGGCGUUUCAGGCAGGUCUGGGUGAGCAUUCGCUUUUAGAUAGAAUGCAUCUUUUGUUCCGACAAUUUAAUUUUUGCAAUUUUACGUGUCUAAUACAUACAUGGGCAACUUAUUACACACCAAAGGCACAGAAAAACAUGUAUUUGCGCCAUAUGACCCCUUUAAGUUAUUGAUAUAGCAAUACGCCCUUUUCACAUGACGUCACGCAUAUUCCGUUCUGCCGCGAAGCAGUGUAUGCUUACUUCCACAUAGGGUGGCGGUAAUGCACCUAUAAGCUGGACUCAAGAAUAAGAAGAAGUUACUUCCGCUAGCGCCUCAGAAAUGGAGUUUACCAAGUCCCUUGCACAUCUGCCACAAACACGGCUAGAUGAUGUACAACGUCUUGCAGACAAAUUUUCGCUAACGACAAGAUCAAAGCUAGAGAAAGGACACUGUUCCUGUACCAGUACCUGUUUGAUUAUGAAGGUAAGUGUUUUGUUUUCUUUUUGUGUUAGUGAAGCUGCUAGGAUAAGUACUUGAAUAUGUGUUCUGUCAGUUUUUUUUCACUGUUGUUAAAUUCCAGCACGACGGCAAAACGGAAGUUCUUGUUCUUCUAGUUUGCUGCAAGACGGAUGUUAUGAUACACUACUUUGCGAAAAGGCAGAAGUUAAGUGACGUCAUUGUGAAAAGGGCCUAUUGGUUACCUGGCAUGUUACUGAAUUUAGGGUUAAACUGUAGUUUAAAAUGUCAAGAUUUCAGAGUGUUGUAUUGGAAUUAUCAAUAACCCAUAACAAAAACCUUCUGCUGUUUUAUUUUUAUAUGGUAAGUCAUAUAAUUAACAACAGUUUUACCUGGUGAAAAACACAUUGGAGGAAGAAUAAAAUGGAUUGCCACCUCAGCAAAUGUAGGCCGAGCUGAACACAUUAAAUACAUCAAUUGAUCUCUCAGUUAAUUUUUAACGUUAACAUUUAUGCAUUCUGCAAACAGUUUUAUUCAAAACAACUCACAAACUGAUAGUAAAAUGUGUAUCUUGAAUGUACUGGGAAUCAAACACCUGAUAUAAGAACAUUUCGUGUCUUUAUGUCUCAGAUAUAUCAUGUUAACUGAAACCUUAAUAAUGUAAAUAUGUUCACAGAAUGUCUUUUACAUUCAUGUAGGUGACAUAAUAUGUUUUUAAAAGAAUCCUGAUGUCUGAGAUCAGUUGACCACACCGUGUCCAGCUCGACAAAGAAAAUAUUAUGGCUACUUUCCAGCUUUCCUGAAGAAUCAUCUGAACCAAAGUCUAAAGCUUUAAUGUUACAUUGAAGUACAAGUGUGUGACAACUGAUUUGAAAUAUUUAAGAAACAUAUUUGCAACUGUUAAGGAUUUAUUAAUAAAGAUGAUUAUAUGUCACUGCAUUACUUGUUUUUCUUUGUAUCAGUCUAGUAUCAUUUAAUUCAAUUGCAUCCCUAAAGUGGUUUGUUAUGGUGAGCAAAGUAUGAAAUCUGUACAGUAACAUUCAAUUUUCUUCUCACCCAAAUGAAACCACUUCGCGCCCCUAAGGUCAUAGACUUUAUCAUUGAAGGAGUUAUACCGUAGACAAACAUUAAACCCACAACAUUGUGUAACAGAUUGUAACGCUUUAUUAGUCACCCAUAAGCACAGAAGGAGAGCAGCUGAGUUUGAAUGGAAACUUCCAAUGUUUUCUGCUUUCUAUCAAUCUUAUCAAAACAAGUGCAUUUGGACAGACAUGAAGGGUAUGUGACCAGUAACUGAACAUAUUUUACUUCCUUUAAAGAGAAGGAUUUGGUCCAGAUGUCAGGUGAAACAUGAAAGGUUUGACACAACACAAACUGUACAUAGCCUACAACGAAAGUCGUAGAUGCUAUAUGAGUCGUGACUAAUAAAUUCACUUAGACAAGCUUAA